Dunckerocampus dactyliophorus (ringed pipefish) is the source of this 3243-nucleotide messenger RNA. It is a transcript of the gene bmp6, whose product is annotated as bone morphogenetic protein 6. Lineage: Eukaryota; Metazoa; Chordata; Actinopteri; Syngnathiformes; Syngnathidae. Gene Ontology annotation, molecular function: cytokine activity; growth factor activity. Gene Ontology annotation, biological process: SMAD protein signal transduction. The record is from RefSeq and is a predicted model, not a curated record. The coding region runs from base 1041 to 2339 and encodes 432 amino acids. Gene Ontology annotation, cellular component: extracellular region. The transcript has 7 exons.
CAAACGCCUGCCACCUACAGGACUGCAGUGGAACUGUAUUGCUGGUAUGUCAGACGGGUCAGAUGAACAGGUUUAGGAUGGUUUGGCCUUGGUGGAGGUCUGUGAGAAGAAAAUCCAGAAGAUGUCCAGUGGGGUACAGUUUGUAGUUCUGUAUCUGUAAAGACCGUGCAUGUGCAGCUCAUGGUUGUGUGUGUGUGUGUGUGUGUUUACAAGGCUAUUACGGUACUGGUGUGACGUGCACUUCCCAUUUCCGCCGUUAGGGGUCACACCUCAACUGGAGAACUGCAUGGACGCUGCGUCCAGCUGUGCAGUAACACCUUCUUAAAGCUUCAGUAUCAUAUUUAACGCUUUUGUGUUAAGUUGUGUACAAAUUUUACGAUGUGUUUGUUUUCUUUUUAAGCAAUUGGUAUAAACGCCAUGAUUACACCGACACUAUAUAGUGUGUGUGUGUGUGUGUGUGUGUGUGUGUGUGUGUGUGUGUGUGUGUGUGUAGACAUGCUGUUACGCGCACAAAUAUGGAAAUGUGAUGUUAUCCUUGUGGCCCAAAGAGCUCCACCUCUCUAAGUGCGCACGGGGUGGGCGGUUUCAGACAGCACACACACUCAUAUACACUAACACACGCACACGCACCUAUAAACCAGCGUGUAAGGAUAUUCUGUGCAACCUGCUAGAGUCAGACAGCGUGAGGAGGAGGUGAUUUUACUUUGUAACUUUUCGGACGAUUGUGGAGUAAAACAGGCGUCAUGGCUUCUUUCCGUGGACUUACUUUCCCACUUGUGAGUUGCACUGGAGACAUAUUUGUCUUAUAACGCACUCACAGAGUUUGGUGCACUUUGUCCCGAGGCUGCAAACACCGCUACGGGAGUCCGCAAUGACGACAAGAAAAGUUUUGCGCGUUUUUCUUGAGGGACUACUUCAAAUGGCUUGACGCAAGAAGUGUGCCAGAAGUCCGCUUCUGAUCUCUGGACUCGUCUCUACGUUUGGUCACCAUUCUUACGCACGUCUUUUAAAGCAGCUUUUCGGAUCAAGGCGCACACACCAUGACCUUCUGUUGGCUUGCCUUGGUCGGGUUGUGCUUGGCCGCCUAUGACUUCACCUCCUCGGCGGCGGGGAGUCAUUUCUCGCCGGACGGCAGCAGCAGCCAAGCGCACGCGGGCUUCCUCCAGCGGCGCCUCAGGACGCACGAGAGGAGGGAGAUGCAGAAGGAGAUCCUGUCCAUCCUGGGGCUGCCGCACAGACCCAGACCGCAUCUGUCCCACGCCAAGUACAACUCGGCCCCGCUUUUCAUGCUGGACCUGUACAACACCAUAUCCAUAACCGGUGAGGACUUGAAACACGCGGACGCCUUGUUGGAGCGCUACGAGCCGGCGCGGACCACCCGGAGCCCGGCGCUGGCCACGUAUCAAGAAGCGGCCUUUCUCAACGACGCCGACAUGGUGAUGAGCUUCGUUAACUUGGUGGAGCACGACAGGCAGCUGUCUGCACAGCGGCGUCACCACAAGGAGUUUAAGUUCAACCUGUCGCAGAUCCCCGAAGGCGAGGCCGUGACGGCGGCCGAGUUCCGCCUGUACAAAGAGUGCGUGAGCCGAGCCUUCCGCAACGACACCUUCCUCCUCAGAGUCUACCAAGUGGUGAAGGAGCACUCGGACAGGGAAGCCGACCUGUUCCUGCUGGAGUCUCGGCGGCUGUGGGCCCUGGAGGAGGGCUGGUUGGAGUUUGACAUCACGGCCACCAGCAACCUGUGGGUGAUGAGUCCGUUGCACAACCUGGGCCUGCAGGUCAGCGUGGAGACCAGCAGCGGACAAAGCAUCAGCCCGAAAGACGCCGGGCUCGUCGGUCGCGACGGCGCUCUGGAGAAGCAGCCCUUCAUGGUGGCGUUCUUCAAGGUCAGCGAAGUGCACACCCGCACGGCCCGCUCCGCCGGCGGCAAGCGUCAGCGCCAGCAGAACCGGAACCGAUCCACGCAGACGCAGGAGACGUCCAGAGGGCCCGGCCAAGCAGACUACAACAGCAGCGAUCAGAAGACGGCCUGCAGAAGACACGAACUCUACGUCAGCUUUCGAGAGCUGGGCUGGCAGGACUGGAUCAUCGCUCCCGAAGGCUACGCCGCCAACUACUGCGACGGAGAGUGCUCCUUCCCCCUCAACGCCCACAUGAACGCCACCAACCAUGCCAUCGUGCAGACGCUGGUGCACCUGAUGAACCCUGAGAACGUCCCCAAGCCCUGCUGCGCCCCCACCAAGCUCCACGCCAUCUCAGUGCUCUACUUUGACGACAACUCCAACGUUAUUUUGAAGAAAUAUAAGAACAUGGUGGUGCGGGCCUGUGGGUGCCACUGACCCUCCCGAUGGCCUCAAGGAGACACUGCAGUAAUCUCAAGUCCAACUUGGAUAGUUGGAAAGCAAGCAUUUAAUGGGGGCCGUGGUCUCCAUGUGGAAUGUGUACUUCAUGGACGUCUGUUAAUGAGGCACCUUUCCCAUCAUUCUCACUUAGGGCGUAGUGAAAGUGGUCAUUUCAUCUUAUGACACGUUCAUCUCCCAGUGGCCAUAAAGUUCUUAUCAGGUCUUAUGAGCACAAAGUCCAUCCAGAAGACGAUCCCGCUCUCAGGAAUUGGACAAGAUCACCUCUGAUUCUGGUGAGUUGACCGAGGCAAUCAAAUUAAUUCUGUUCAACAAGUGAAAUUGAUGCUAAUUUGCAGUUAAAUGUUUUUUUUUGUUGUUCCGUUUCCCUGCUGUGUUUGCUUCAAGUCAUAUUUACACUCCCAAAAUAUGACACAGACUAAAACCCCAAGUGUCCGCAGGCUAUUUUAGCAGCCUCCCUGUCAAUAUUUGCACGUUCAACAUGAUGCAUGUUGCGGCUAAAUGUGAUGUUCUGGUCCAAACACGCAAAUAAUACAUCUUUAUACGUCUGACAUGCUCCAAACAUCUUUUUGCUUUUUCAGCAAGGUUACUGUGGAACAAAGUCUAAUAGCAAUAAUAAUAAUAAUCUAAAUACCUUUUGUGCCGACUAGCAAAUACAAAAUAUACCUCUGGUAAGCUGCUGUUUACAUUUGUGAUCAUGUUUAGACUGUUUUUGUGUAAAUACUUGUACAUUCUGUUUAUUUAUUGCACCUUUUAUUAAGAAAAAUAAAUUACACCUUACUAUAAAAGAUGAGAACAAAACCUAUUUUGGAGUUUUUAUUAUGAAAUGUUACAAUUUGCCAUUAUUUUUUUUGUACAAAUCCAUGGGCGGUGCACAACCCAC